Molecule: messenger RNA, 489 nt
Organism: Marmota flaviventris (yellow-bellied marmot)
Lineage: Eukaryota; Metazoa; Chordata; Mammalia; Rodentia; Sciuridae
Gene: Ccl14
Product: C-C motif chemokine ligand 14
Biological process (GO): antimicrobial humoral immune response mediated by antimicrobial peptide; chemokine-mediated signaling pathway; positive regulation of GTPase activity
Cellular component (GO): extracellular region
Molecular function (GO): chemokine activity; CCR chemokine receptor binding
Source: RefSeq, a predicted model, not a curated record
UGAUCAUUUCUCAACACUUCUUCACCCCAGGAGCCUCGGAAGCCCCCAGCAGGCCAGCUCUCCUCCUGAAGAAAUUCUCCAUGGCCACCGUCUCCCUCCUCCUCCUCCUCCUUUUCUCUGUUGUCCUAGAGGCCAAGGUCGCAUCCUCCUCACGAGGACCUUACAACCCCUCAGAGUGCUGCUUCACCUAUGUUUCCCACACACUCCCGCGUCAUCGGAUUAUAGAUUAUUAUGAGACCAGCAGCGAGUGUCCCAAGUCCGGAAUUGUCUUCAUCACCAAAAAGGGGCACCCCAUCUGUGCCAACCCUAAGGAUGAGUGGGUCCAGGACUGUAUCAAGGACCUGGAGGACAGCUAAGUGAUCCAGAAGCGCUGGAGAAGGGCUCAGCUCAGCCGAAAGAAAAGAAGAGGCCAAGGCCCCUCCACCCCAACCUUCCCCCACCACCCCUGGGAGCUGCCCUGCCUUGAAUUAAAGACCCCUCAUGCCUUUC